Messenger RNA from Astyanax mexicanus (Mexican tetra), 4186 nucleotides. It is a transcript of the gene cnr1, whose product is annotated as cannabinoid receptor 1. The coding region runs from base 334 to 1749 and encodes 471 amino acids. Gene Ontology annotation, cellular component: membrane. Gene Ontology annotation, biological process: G protein-coupled receptor signaling pathway. Gene Ontology annotation, molecular function: cannabinoid receptor activity. The transcript is spliced from 2 exons. The record is from RefSeq and is a predicted model, not a curated record. NCBI's taxonomy places the organism in Eukaryota, Metazoa, Chordata, Actinopteri, Characiformes, Acestrorhamphidae.
ACACACGGAGCGCGAGUACCUGACCGCCAGUCCGAAACACAGAGCGGAGCCCAGCGGAGCGCUCCAGCCCUCCCAUACACACACACACACACACCCGGUAAAUACAACUACUGAUCCGGAGUAAUCACUACAAUGUGAACGCUCUGCUCUCUCUGUGUUCAGCACUCCGCUUUAUUCGUUCCUUUUCUUUAAAAACAACAAUCAAAAGCUUUUUUUCUGGUUGGACUGUUUCGUGCACGCGGCCCGGGAGCGCGCCUCAACACCUGCGCGAACUAUGUGAAGAUUUUGUGUGACACACCAUUGGCCACAGCGUUCCCCCUCUCAGAGGCAGACAUGAAGUCUGUUCUGGAUGGCGUGGCAGACACCACCUUCAGGACCAUCACCUCCGGGCUCCAGUACCUUGGGUCCAACGAUGCCAGCUACGAUGACCCUACUAUCGAUGCUGACUUCGUCAAAGGUGGAUACUCGUUCCAGAAGCCACCAUCUGCCUUCCGCACCAGCUCCUUCCCGGAAAAAGUUGGCCCAGACGAGGAGCUUAUCCUAAAAGGGAUUCCAUUCUAUCCCACCAAUGGCACGGAUCUGUUUGGCAACCAUACCCUGGUGGAGGAGGGGGACAAUGUGCAGUGUGGUGAGAACUUUAUGGACAUGGAGUGCUUUAUGAUACUGACCCCGAGCCAGCAGCUGGCUGUGGCGGUCAUGUCUCUGACACUGGGCACCUUCACAGUGUUGGAAAACUUAGUUGUGCUGUGUGUAAUCUUGCAGUCCCGCACCCUGCGCUGCAGACCCUCCUACCACUUUAUCGGCAGCCUGGCUGUGGCUGACCUGCUGGGCAGUGUGAUCUUUGUCUACAGCUUCUUGGACUUCCACAUUUUUCAUCGCAAAGACAGCCCUAAUAUAUUCCUCUUCAAGCUGGGAGGUGUCACAGCAUCUUUCACCGCUUCUGUCGGUAGUCUAUUCCUCACGGCCAUCGAUCGAUACAUCUCUAUUCACCGGCCACUGGCUUACCGGCGCAUUGUGACACGUACCAAGGCAGUGAUUGCCUUCUGCAUGAUGUGGGCCAUCUCCAUUAUCAUUGCAGUGAUCCCCCUGCUGGGCUGGAACUGCAGGCGAUUAAAGUCUGUGUGUUCAGACAUCUUUCCAUUAAUCGAUGAGAACUACCUGAUGUUCUGGAUUGGUGUGACUAGCAUCCUAUUGAUCUUCAUCAUCUACGCCUACAUGUACAUCCUGUGGAAGGCCCAUCACCACGCUGUGCGGAUGCUCAGCCGAACCUCGCAGAAAAGUCUGGUGGUCUACUCGGCGGAUGGCACCAAGGUCCAAACCACUCGGCCCGAGCAGGCCCGCAUGGACAUCCGCCUGGCUAAAACACUGGUCCUCAUCCUGGUGGUCCUUGUAAUCUGCUGGGGCCCUGUGUUGGCCAUCAUGGUCUACGACCUCUUCUGGAAGAUGGAUGAUGACAUCAAGACGGUGUUUGCCUUCUGCACAAUGCUCUGCUUGCUCAACUCCACGGUGAACCCCAUCAUCUACGCACUGCGGAGUAAGGACCUCCGCCGGGCCUUCCUGGCCACCUGCCAGGGCUGCAGGAGCAGCAGCAACACACUGCAACUGGACAACAGCUUGGAGUCAGACUGCCAGAACCGCAACCUGCAGAUCCACGCCAAUCGGGCGGCAGAGAGCUGCGUCAAGACCACUGUGAAAAUAGCCAAAGUGACCAUGUCCGUCUCCACUGACACUUCAGCCGAAGCCGUCUGAUGGCUUGAAAAAGGGGAAGGAAUGAUGAAGCCAUGCGCUAAGCUUGCCAUGAGAGUUCGUCUAGUCAUUUUCAAGUUCAACUGUGACUCAACUGUGUCAAACAAGUCAAACAAAGCAGAAUCAGAUGUCUGAAAGAAGACAGUGUUGUAGGAGAGGGUCUAACGCAGCACAUAGGGAGUGGUCCAUUGUUUUCGCCGGGCGGAUCAUGUGUGCCACUGUGGUGUCUUAGUACUCAAGUGCCAAAAUUGUUCUCUGAAAGAGGGCAUCCUUCUCAUUCAUGGCAUCGGUACUCAUGCUGGGAUUCUUACUGUGUUCUUUGUGCCAUUCUUAUCGAUCAUAUCAACCCACUGAGUAUGUGUGGAUGUUGUGAAUGCUCUCAUGAAGGCUUACUAUAUUUUUAUACUUUGAAAUCAGGUUUUUGAACAAUUAUACCUUCUCUCAUGGGGAAAAGGGGCUAUUGAUCUUUUUAGUAUGAAAACGUUUGAGUAUGUGUGUCAAUUUGUAAAUAUGUGUACCAUAUAUAUCCCAUGCAGUCAUGCUAAAAGACAAAAGACAACCUCUCACUGGCUGUGAGAUCAUUUGUCUGGCUCCUCAAAGCAUGUUAGUAAAGGUAGUGAAUCAAGCACUGAACAAUAAUGAACUUUGCCGUUAAUGCUAUUCUCUUGAAAAACAUAACAUGAAAAGUGAGUAUUGAAGUUGAUAUUGUUAAUAAUUGUGUUGAGUCUCGAUUUUCUGUGCAGUUGACUGAGCUCUUUUUGAAGACUCAAGAUAUCCUAGCAUUGGCAUUUGGGUCUUCUCACUCCUUUCUGACUGUUUCUGAGAUUUUGUGAAUGUACUGACUGUUCAAUAAGAUGAGUUCAAUACAUUUUUAUGGUUGCUCUGCACAAUGAUGCGAUGGAUGGUGUGCCAGUCCCUCAGACACAGGUCAAGUUUAGUCCUGGAUGAAGACAAUGGUGAAUUGCCAUUGACAGUAUCCCAUGACUAAGCUUAACCAGUGUCUGGCAAACCAACCCAGUGGGUUAUAUUGCACAUCAGAAGCACAUGACCUGGAGGAUGGCAAUGUCCUCUAGUUAAAAAAAAAGCAUUGGCCGAAGUGUAAAUAUUGAUGUUUAGUAAUCAUGAUCUUAAACUGUGAUGUGAUGUUCUUCUUCUCCUUCCUGUACCGGCGUGUUCAAAAACAGGCUGGUUCCUCCUGCUCCUGUCAUCUUAUGCAUAAUGUUCAGCAGUCUUUCUCAUAAUGCUAAGGACUAGUAUUCAGAAGAAAAAGAUCAAAUGUGCAACAUCUAUGAGAAGCUUGAGCUGCUUCUUGGGAUGAGGAAACUCAAAAGGAUAUGAAGUUGCCUACUGACUGGAAAUUAAAUACAAUGUUUUGUGUAUUGCGGUACAAAUUGUGAUGAAACUGAUCCCAAACUGUUACUAAUAGGAUUUUUACCUCUGUUUUAGCAAUGGCUAUAAACAAAACUUUGUUCAUGUUGUGCUAAAAUCAAAAAAGUGGUGUGCUGGCUGCACCUCUCUGUUGUGUUCAAGUCCUUGGGCUGGUUUCUUAUAUUAAUAUUAAGCCAGUCCUGGAAUACAGGGGAUUUUGACAAGGGAAUGGACGCUAUCCUAACAAUUUGGUGGCUGAAGAGGCUUAAUACAUCUAUAAGACCGACCUGUUUGUACCUUUUCAUUACAUAAAUUCAGAAGAGAACUUGUGGAAAUGUGUUUGUGGUUCGUAGAAUAACAUAUUGUGUGUUAGUUUUCUUAAGAAAUGGAUGAUUCCCCAAAGCAGGGCUAUGUGGGGUAGUAUGGAAUGGGUGUGUUUCACCUGUUAGCACUGCAGAUGCAGAUUAAACCUAGUUACGGAGUCUUAUAGCGGUGAUUUGAAUAGCUUUUAUUCCAGUUUAACCCAUGAAACAGUCUGCUAAGCUUUGUCUUUUCCUCUUUCUCUAAAUGCUUUUGAUUGGGUCGUGUGAACAAGAGUUGCACUGUGCAUAUCUACAUUGUGAGCUGCUUUUCUAGACACUUACGUAAGCCUAGUCUCAGACUACACUGUCAACAGGUGGAUUCCCCACUGAAAACCCCUUCGUAGUCUGGCCCUAGGCUGUGGAAGAAAAGCAGUCCUUUAUUUUCUGUAAAUCUGGAUUUCAGUGUGUUUAGUUCAGAUUCUGAAGGAAAAAAAAAUGCAGUAGUAUUAGUAUUAGCUGAAGUUCGCUGUGAUCUUUAAGCCUCGCUGUUGCCUCUCUGCCGAAAGUCUUAGCUGCUCAUUUCUGCUGUUGUUGUGCGUGGAGUGAAGAUUAAAACACCACUAAAACCUGUCAAGUGGCUUCUGUCCCAAGGUGGCACAUGACUCAAUCGUCUGAAAAUAUUAAAGCUGAAAUCAGUGGCAGCUUGUAAUUUUCUGUAUCGCAGUGUAGUCUGUUUAAACUUUUAAAUAAAGUCACAACUGACCAUCAGA